Messenger RNA from Acanthopagrus latus (yellowfin seabream), 4515 nucleotides. Its product is annotated as multidrug resistance-associated protein 4-like. The coding region runs from base 205 to 4311 and encodes 1368 amino acids. Lineage: Eukaryota; Metazoa; Chordata; Actinopteri; Spariformes; Sparidae. Gene Ontology annotation, molecular function: ATP binding; ABC-type transporter activity; ATP hydrolysis activity. The transcript has 32 exons. Gene Ontology annotation, biological process: transmembrane transport. Gene Ontology annotation, cellular component: plasma membrane. The record is from RefSeq and is a predicted model, not a curated record.
GGCGGGUUUGCUGGUAAUUACGACACAGACGGCAAGCACCUGAAGACAGCUCAGUGCCAGCCCCGGGUCGCUACAGCAGGGUGGAGUGGUCUGGGAUCCACAUGACGUUAGGUAACUCCACAUGCGGUCCGUGGAAGUUGUGUCUGGGUGUGCAGGGCUGAGAUGGACAUGGUUGUCUCUCGGCCAACCUGAAUAGACGCCAAGAUGACCGAGGCGAUGAAAAGAGAGGACGGCAGACACAAUCCGCUGGCGAGAGCAGGCUGGUUGUCAAGGGUCUUUCUAUGUUGGUUGACCCCGCUGCUGCACCUCGGCCAAAAGAAGAGGCUGGAUGAAAGUGACAUGUACAGCGUUCUUGCAGAGGAUCGCUCUGAAACACUGGGGGAGGAACUACAGAGAUUUUGGGACCAUGAAGUUUGUAAGGCCACAAAGAAACUUCAGAAGCCAGAACUCACCAGAGCUCUUAUUCGGUGCUACGGGAAGUCCUACGCAGGCGCUGGACUGUUUGUAUUUGCACUGGAGGUAAUUAAAGUCAUCCAACCACUUCUUCUGUGGAAAAUAAUCCAGUACUUUGAGAAUUACGACCCGGACGACCACCAGAGUCUCGUCAUGGUUUACAUUUACGCUGCUGCUAUGUCCCUGUCAGCCUUUGGGCUGAGCAUCCUCCAACACCUCUACUACUACCAAGUGAUGAGAAUAGGCAUGAAGAUGAGAGUGGCUGUUUGUCACAUGAUAUACAGGAAGGCUCUUGGUCUCAGCAGUGAAUCCAUGGGCCAAACAACCACUGGACAAAUAGUGAACCUCCUUUCAAAUGACGUCAAUCGUUUUGAUGAGAUCACACUCAAUCUGCAGUACCUGUUGGUGGGACCUCUUCAAGCCCUGGUGAUCAUUGUUGUCCUCUGGUACGAGAUCGGCCCCUCAUGUCUGGCCGGCGUGGCAGCCGUGGCCCUCAUGCUGCCUAUACAGACCUGUUUUGGAAAGCUCUUCGGCAUCUUCAGGAGCAAAACGGCACUUCUUACUGACAACAGAAUCCGCAUCAUGAACGAAGUGGUGUCUGGCAUCAGGAUCAUCAAGAUGUACGCGUGGGAGAAACCAUUCUCAGCUCUGGUCACUGAAGUCAGGAGGAAAGAAAUCCUUCAGAUAUUGAGGAGCUCCUACCUACGAGGACUCAACAUGGCCUCCUUCUUUGCCAGCAGCAAGAUCAUUGUCUUCGUAACCUUCACCGUCUACGUCCUCCUGGGCAACACCAUCACUGCCAGCACUGUGUUCGUCACCGUUUCCCUCUACGGAACAAUCAAGCUCACAGUCACCUUGUUCUUCCCGCUGGCUGUGGAGAAGUUGUCAGAGACGGUAGUCAGCAUCCGCAGGAUUAAGAAUUUCCUCCUCCUGUUAGACGUGGAGAGUAGAAACUUGGGCCUGCCGCUGGAGGAAAAGAAGGAAAACUGCAUCGAGAUGGAGAAGCUGACCUGCUACUGGGAUAAGAGUUUGGACGCUCCAUCCCUGCAGAACAUCUCUGUCACAGUGAAGUCACACCAGCUCCUGACAGUCAUUGGCCCGGUGGGGGCUGGAAAGUCAUCCCUGCUGAGCGCCGUCUUAGGAGAGCUGCCAUGCAAUACAGGUACACUGAAGGUUGAAGGUCGUCUCAGCUAUUCUGCCCAGCAGCCUUGGGUGUUCCCUGGAACCAUCCGCAGUAACAUCCUGUUCGGGAGAGAGCUGAACCCCCAGAAGUAUGAGAAGGUCGUCAGAGCCUGCGCUCUGAAGAAGGACAUGGAGCUGCUCCCACAUGGAGACCUGACACAGAUCGGGGACAGAGGGGCCACACUCAGCGGGGGACAGAAGGCUCGCAUCAACCUGGCCAGGGCUGUGUAUCAGGAUGCAGACAUCUACCUCCUGGACGACCCUCUAAGUGCUGUAGAUGCUGAGGUUGGGAAACAUCUUUUUGAACAGUGUAUCAGUGGCCUGUUAAAGAACAAGUGUCGUGUCCUGGUCACCCACCAGCUGCAGCAUCUGAGGGCAGCUGACCAGAUUCUGGUCCUCAUGGAGGGUCACGUCAUGUGCCAGGGUACGUACAACGAGCUGCAGCACUCGGGCCUCGACAUCGCGUCCCUUCUGAGAAGCGAGGAGGAGCAGGACCGAUUGUCUGAACUGGCUGAGCCAGGCCGACUGUCCUUAUACAGCCAGAGGAGCAACAGAUCCCAGUGUUCUCACAGCAGCCUCCUGCCUCCACCUGAGAGCACCGGGACCGAGCAGCUUCCUGUGGAAACAGUUCAAACCAUGGCAGAGGAGACACGAGUUGAAGGGAACGUGAGCGGCCACAUUUACCUCAAGUACUUCACUGCAGGCUGUAACCCUGUGGUGAUACUCUUUAUACUCCUGCUCAGUGUGGCAGCAGAGGUUGCAUAUAUCCUGCAGGACUGGUGGCUGGUAUACUGGGCCAAAGAGAAGUUUUUUAACAGCACAGUCAGGGCUGUAAGCAUUAAACAUGGAGUUAAUGCUACGCACUCUGAACAGGAGUUCAGUCUGACAUUUUACCUCAGUAUUUAUGCAGGUUUGACAGCUGCUGCCGUGACGUUCGGCUUUGCCAGGUGUUUAGUGAUCAUUCACGCCCUGGUGAGAGCAGCUCAGACUCUGCACAACAACAUGUUCAACACUGUCAUCCGCACGUCUGUCCGCUUCUUCGACGUCAACCCCAUAGGAAGAAUUCUCAACAGGUUUUCCAAAGACAUCGGUCUGAUGGACUCCACAUUACCCAUCACCUUUGUGGACUUCUAUCAAUUGUUCUUGCAGAAUGUUGGCGUGGUUGCCGUGGCGGCCUCAGUCAUCCCUCUCAUCCUCGUCCCCGUCGUCCCGCUAGUUUUUGUCUUCUUGUACUUGAGGCGUUUCUACCUCCAUACAUCACGAGAUAUCAAACGCCUCGAAUCUACAACUCGGAGUCCAGUCUUCUCCCACCUGUCUUCGUCUCUUCAGGGCCUGUGGACGAUCCGAGCCCUAAGAGCUGAGGAAAGAUUAAAGAAAGCCUUCGACGCUCAUCAGGACCUGCACUCAGAGGCGUGGUUUUUGUUCCUGAUGACCUCCCGCUGGUUUGCACUUCGCCUCGACAGCAUUUGCUCCCUCUUUAUCACCAUGGCAACAUUUGGCUGCAUCCUGCUGCGAGACGGGCUGGAGGCUGGAGAGGUGGGCCUGGUGCUCACCUACGCCGUGACACUGGUGGGAAACUUCCAGUGGACGAUGAGGCAAAGUGCCGAAGUGGAGAACAUGAUGACAUCAGUGGAGCGGGUGAUGGAGUAUACAGAGCUGAAAAGCGAAGCACCCUGGAAGACACAGAAGAGCACCUCUCCUGAUUGGCCAGACAAAGGUCUGGUGACCUUUAACCACGUGAACUUCUCCUACGGUGACGGCAGCCCGCUGGUGCUCAGAGACAUCAACGCCACCUUCCAACCCCAUGAGAAGGUUGGUAUUGUGGGUCGGACCGGUGCUGGCAAAAGCUCUCUGGUCUCAGCGCUGUUCCGCCUGGCAGAGCCUCAGGGGAAGAUCUACAUCGACGGUGUUCUGACCUCUGAGAUCGGCCUCCAUGACCUGCGCCAGAAGAUGUCCAUCAUCCCACAGGAUCCAGUGCUGUUCACUGACACGGUGAGGAAAAACCUGGACCCUUUCGGCCAGCACAAUGAUGAAGACCUGUGGAAGGCGCUGGAAGAGGUCCAGCUGAAGUCUGCCGUGGAGGAGCUGCCCGGUAAGUUGGAGACGGUUCUGGCUGAGUCGGGCUCCAACUUCAGCGUGGGCCAGAGGCAGCUGGUGUGUCUGGCCAGAGCCGUCCUGAGGAAGAACCGCAUCCUCAUCAUCGACGAGGCUACAGCCAACGUGGACCCCAGGACAGAUGAACUGAUCCAGAAGACAAUACGGGACAAGUUCAGAGAAUGUACUGUUCUGACCAUCGCUCAUCGCCUCAACACCAUCAUAGACAGCGACAGGAUACUGCUAAACAGCAGAGGGGGUGAAGAGGAUCUGAUGCCAGUGACAGGCGACCAAAUGAGACAAGGUUAUUUUGAGUACAAUUACGAUAAUGUCUCUGCACAACUCAUCAAACAAACAGGUGCUGGACAAUGGUGCAAUCCAGGAACUAGACCGGCCCUCCAUACUGCUGCAAAACAAAGAGGGAGCGCUCUACAAGAUGGUGCAACAGAUGGGUCAGGUGGAGGCAGCAGCCCUGCUAGAGGCAGCCAGAUAGGUAACACCACCGUCCUCAGGAACAUGUUCAAAGCCUACCUGUCUCCUGUGACUUGUAUGUGCCAACACCUGACUCAUUCAAGGCUAUAGUAUCAAAGCAACUCAAUCAACUACCUAAUGGCAAAGUGUGAUCUUUUCCUAGUAUGUGGUUGAAAACUCAUUUUGAAUUUUAAAAAUGCUUUUUAUUACAUGUGGCGAAGCCGCUCUUAUGAAAUUGUCCCAAUGAAUGUGCCCUUUAAUCUUGUAAUUCACUGUUUUUGUACAUGUCUUCUCAUAAAGAUCUGUCCUUUUUAA